Molecule: messenger RNA, 3084 nt
Organism: Sphaerodactylus townsendi
Lineage: Eukaryota; Metazoa; Chordata; Lepidosauria; Squamata; Sphaerodactylidae
Gene: SSH3
Product: slingshot protein phosphatase 3
Exons: 14
Coding region: 262-2544 (760 amino acids)
Biological process (GO): negative regulation of actin filament polymerization; protein dephosphorylation; actin cytoskeleton organization
Cellular component (GO): cytoplasm
Molecular function (GO): protein tyrosine/serine/threonine phosphatase activity; actin binding
Source: RefSeq, a predicted model, not a curated record
GAGCCGCCCCCGCGCGACGUGCCCGGUUUCGCCUUGCUCGGCAGCGGCAUCCCUGCGUUUCCUGGUUGCAGAGCGUGGGUGACGGAGUAGAAAGUUUACGGCUGCCCGGUCCCACCGCGGGGUGUGCGGGAGGCUCGACUCCUCCGCCCCCUGCAGGCUGUUCGCGGCGACUGGCUCCGAGUGGUACGAUUCCUCCGGUUGCUCCAGGGCUGGGAGCGGAGCGGGCGCAGCAGCAGCAGCAGCAGCAGCAGCGACCCGUGCAUGGCGCUUGUGACUGUCUGUCGGUCCCCGUCGGGAAGCGGCCACUCUACCCCCACCGGCUGCAAGGAUGAAGAUCUUCCCAGGAAGAGACAGCUGCAAAGACGACAUAGCUUCGUCAUGGUCAAAGGAGCUGCUCUACUUCUGCAAGAAGAAGAAAAGCUUGAGUGCCUGCAGGAGAGCCCAGCCCCUUCAGACCACAAGCAGAGUGGGAAUGCCGCAGGACAGCAGGAGCUUCACUUACAGCAGAUGGUGGGGCUGCUGCGGCCACAAGACACCAUCCGGCUGGCUGUGAGGCUAGAGUCAGCUCGAGCUCACAGAAUCCGGUACCUGCUGGUUGUGUCUGCAUUGGAGAUGGAGAGCAAAAGUGAGAUGGUGCUGCUUGGAGUGGACUUUCCUGAAGAAGGCUCGGCUGCCUGCACUCUGGGGAUGGUGCUGCCACUCUGGAGUGACACCCAGGUCUUCCUUGAUGGCGAUGGGGGAUUCAGUGUGACAUCUGGGGGGCAGACACGUAUCUUUAAGCCCAUCUCUGUCCAGACUAUGUGGUCAGCACUGCAAGUACUGCACAAGGCAUGUAGUGAAGCAGUCUGCUACAAUAAUUUCCCAGGUGGCAGUGCGUUGAGCUGGACUGAGUGGUACCAGGAGGCGGUGACCUCUGAGCAAAGUUGCAUUAAUGAGUGGUUGACCAUGUCUGACCUGGAAUCUGUGCGGCCCAGUUCGCCUGCGGUCUCCUCUGACCAGCCGACAGCACAGGAGAUGACAGAGCGGAUGAUCCGGGCCAAGCUGCGUGAGGUGAUGGCCACCACUGACCUGGAGAACAUCACCUCCAAGGAGAUUCGCACAGAACUGGAGCACCGAGCUGGUUGCAGCCUGGAGGAUUACAAAGAAUUCAUUGAUAAUGAGAUGCUGCUCAUCAUGGCUCAGAUGGAUCGGCCAUCCAGGAUUUUUGAUCACCUCUAUCUGGGCUCUGAAUGGAAUGCAGCCAACCUUGAGGAGCUUCAAAAGAACAACAUCAGCCACAUCCUCAAUGUAACCCGUGAGAUCGACAACUUCUUCCCAGAGCAUUUCACGUAUAUGAAUGUGCGCCUCUAUGAUGAGGAAACAGCACAGCUACUGCCACACUGGAAGGAGACCUAUAGCUUCAUUUCAGAUGCCCGGGUACAAGACUUGCGGGUGUUGGUGCACUGCAAGAUGGGCGUGAGUCGCUCUGCUUCUACAGUCAUUGCCUAUACCAUGAAGGAGUAUGGCUGGUCACUGGAACGGGCCCUUUGUCAUGUGCGGGAACGGCGUCCAAUUGUUCACCCUAAUCCAGGUUUCAUGAGACAGCUGGAGCUUUACCAGGGGAUUCUGGAUGCCAGCCGACAUAGCAGCCUAUGGGAACAAAAGGUGGAAGAUGCACAAUCAGAAGGUUCUUCAGAUGUAAGUGAUGCCAGCAGUGAUCCUUCAGGAAGCCCAGAUUAUGAGACAAUAAGCUCAGAAGAAGAGCCGGAGGAGCCAGUGACAACACCCCAGUAUUGCUUUCGGCCUCUGAGGGACCCUCCUGAAGAACCCAACUGGCCUCUAGACCCCUCUGAUGGCACCCGACUUAGUCUUCUAGAGACAGAAGAACCUGGGGCAUCAGACGACUCAGGGGCUGAGGAAGUGCGAAGACACCUGGCUACAACAAGAGUAUCGGAACAGUCAGUCCAGCCCCGACGGGAGCGCAUUAACCUCUAUGCAAUCAUGCGUAGCAUCAGUGAGAUGGAUAGCCCAGAACACAUCCCUAUGCCAGUGUGUGUCACAGAAGAAGAGGUAUUUCUUCAUUCUGAGAGGAAAUCCCCUAUAAAUUCCACGACAUGCCCCUCAAAUGAAGAGAAAUUAAGAUCAGCAACGGACUCUACAGCAAAACAGAGCUUGCCAGAAAGGGAGCGGGUGCUGUGUCGUAAGUCUGGAUGCCGUAGGCGUAAGGCUCCUAAAGGCCAACUCUGCAAGCAGCUCACAUACCACCCAGCAAAAGGUCGGGUGCGUAAAGUUGUCCGGCGCAUGGAAGGCCCCGCCCCAUCAUGCCGCAAGCCCCCCUUACAGCACCGCCUCUCUGUGGCCCAGCUAGCUGAUGCUGCCCUGGUGGUGAGCCGAGCCAAGGAGUUUGAGGGGCAUACAGAUCCUGAAAGCCCUGAUAAGCUCAAGUCACCUUCUCCACAAGAUCCUCAGCCUGGUAAAGACAACGUCCUAAGUCCUGUCUCUGGUGCUCGAUCCCAGAGGAUGGUGCGGCAGACCAGCAUAGACAUAGAUCCCAGCUCAGGAUGAAGACUCGCCUCUGCCUUCCUCCUUAUGUGCUGUUGUUAAGUGGAAUGAUGCAUGGAGCCCAGAGGCUGGAAAAAAGAACUGAUCAUAUUGUGAAGUCGUCUUUCCUCUACCUUCAAGUUAUGGCCUCACAUUGUCCUGGGAGCCAGUAUCUGCUUAGGAGAAGGAUAGCAAGGAGGAAAGGAAAUCAGCCCUUCAGGAGACCACAGCCUUCACACUGUUCAAUGGAUAAUGGGCAGCACAAGGGCCAGGAAAGGACCACUGCUUUGGUGGGGGCUCAUUCUGCUCACUCCUUUCAGACAUCAUAAUGGCCUUGAACAUUCCACAGCUCCACGUGAGGGCCUCAGGGGCCACGUUCUUUUACAAGUCGCCUUUGGUUGUUCUUUCAAUGUGCUUUGAUGCCACUGAGCACUUCUUUAUAAAGCAAAGCCUUUCACUGUGAUCCACGGGGGAAGAAACUGUUCCCACUCAUCUUUGCACACACAUCUACUGUGCCAUUGUCAGCUUCACGCAGCCUGAGAAUAAACUUGCUUUUCUCUUGCA